UCGGGAUUGGGAGCAGCAGCACCAGCACUUGGGGUUCGAGUUCGAGCUGAUGUUCAUUGACGUGCGUCAGCUGUGAGCGGGUUGACGUCGAACCAGACCGUAGACACCACAGAUGUCUCAGUUAUUUAAUGACACUUGUCUUGUAAUUAUUAAAAGGAUGUGAUAUCACUGAGGAUGGUAACUGCCGGUGACACGGGCAAGCGGGAACAAGAAGGAUCGUGGUGUCUAUCAUGUUUUAUAUGAUGAUGAGAAUUAAUUUCAAGACGAUCCUUCUUGUAUUGAUCGUCGCCGUAAUUAGUUCUAUAUUUACGUCAUGGAAUAACUGCGGAAGUAGCAUUCUUAUCAGGACGGCUGAGUGGAAGACUCGUAGGGACCGUCUUGCUAAUAGUGAGCUGGGAUAUCAAGAGAUUGAUUGUAAUAUUAAUGGAGAAUAUUUAAUAGGCUGUAGGAGAGAGGGAGAUGAAGUUUACAUUCCGUUUUCAUUUAUUCAUAAGUAUUUCGAGGUCUAUGGAAAAUUGGCUACUUAUGAUGGUCUAGAAAGAUUUGAAUGGCUGCACAGUUACUCCAAAAUAGUUCGACCUAAAUCAAAAUAUGAUCCACGUGGUGUCUUUAUGACAUUUGAAAAUUACAAUGUCGAAGUACGUGAGCGCGUUAAAUGCGUCAGUGGGAGUGACGGCGUCCCCAUGUCGACCCAAUGGGAGAGCCAGGGUUACUAUUAUCCGACCCAGAUAGCGCAAUUUGCUUUAUCGCAUUACAGUAAAAAUUUAACCGAGCCCGAGCCGCAUCGUAAGAUAAUUGAAGAUGCCGACAAAGUUCAACAAGCCUGGGUAGUACCCCAGGGUUCAGUAAUGUCGAGGAAUUAUGAUGUACAGUCCAAUAGUUAUGUCUUGAGAUUCGGUACUCCGGAAACGAGUACUUCGGGGAUAUCAAUAACUCUAGAUCAUGUUUUGUCAUUUGUUUUGAAGCUGGAUUUAAUUAUUAAGGACAAUGGCAGUGUUACUGUCGUGAUGCAACACCGAGAAAGAAAAGAUUCUUAUUACCUUCAUUACACCACCAGUAAUAUUGUUCUCAAUACGAUAAAUAAUCACAUUUAUUACGGAAUUGGAGCCAGCAACAGCCAGUGGAAACGCAUUACCAGAGAUUUAGUUGUCGAUUUACAAAAAGGCUUGAGUGUAAAUGAAAAGGGGAAGAAAAAAUUGUCGAGAUCAAAAUUAAAAAUAAUAAAAAUAAUUUUGUAUGGGUCAGGUAAAAUAGACAACAUGACGUUGUCGACAAGCGAACAUAUGGAGCAAUUUUAUGACGCGGCACGUUGGUUCGUCGCUAAUCAAAAUGUAACAUCAGGCGGGUGGCCGAAUCCCGUAAGAAGAAAAGUUGCCAGCAGUAUUGAAGUUCUAGAACCCGGAUGGUACUCGGCAAUGGGUCAAGGACAUGCUAUUUCUGUUCUCGCAAGAGCUUACUAUCACUCCGGCGACGAGAGGUACUUACAGGCAGCCGUGAGAGGCUUGAAACCAUUUAGAAUAACAUCUUCAAAAGGUGGAGUGGCAGCUUAUUUUAUGGAUAAAUUUGUCUGGUAUGAAGAAUAUCCAACUACACCGUCUUCGUUUAUUUUAAAUGGUUUUAUUUACUCGCUUAUUGGUUUGUACGAUCUUAAGUGCAUUGCAACAGGCAAAGACGCCGAUGAAGCAACAGAAUUAUUCGACAACGGUAUGGUGUCGUUGAAAAAUAUGCUUACACUAUUUGACACUGGUUCUGGCACGACCUAUGACUUAAGACAUUUCACAUUAAAAAGCGCGCCUAAUUUAGCGCGCUGGGACUAUCAUUCCACGCACAUUAAUCAAUUAUUACUUUUAAAUACUAUCGAUAUUGAUAAUAACGAUCAAAUAUUUAUACUAACUGCUGAAAGAUGGAUCGGUUAUAUGAAUGGUAAGAGAGCUGCGCAUAAUUAAUUUUUUAAUUAUUAAAGACACUCAAUAGUCCUCUCACUUUUUAAAAAUUUUCACCGACUUCCCAAGUAGCACAGGGAUAACAUUAAGUCGUAAAAAGGACGAUAAAUUUUAUGUUGGUCCUGAGUCAGAAAAUUUGUGUUUUUUUUCCCGUCUUAAAUUGAGCUGUCGUUCAGAUGACAUUUGAUUAUUUCGUAAUUAAUUUUUUGCCGCCGUUUCUGUCAAGUUUUUUAAGCAGAUAUUUUUUUUUUUUGACAACUUCUGAUUGCUUUGUCAACAUUUUGGUGCCUUAUUGAUAGGUCAAAAAACAGGCUCAGAACUGAUAUCUUGUAGAUGUCACAGAACCACGUGUGCUACUUAGAUGUCAACUGUCAUUACCGUAUUGAAAUUUUAUUAUUAAAUUUCAAAUUAAAGCAUUAAUUGAAAAAUAAAAAAUUGUCACUGAGAUGUAGAUUAAAAAAAAAAAAAAAAUUACUUACAGUUUUUAUCAAUUAGGAGUUGAGCGAAAUUUGGAAAAUAAAAUUUACCCUGCAAAAUUUGAUAUUUUUAAUUUAAUUGCAAUGUCAUGAAAAUUUUAUUGAAAUUUACUUUAGAAAUUUUGUUUGAUUCCUAAUUGAUGUCAACUGUAAAUAAUUUUUUUAAAUUAAUCAAUAAAAUUAAAAUCCGGUCAUGACAGUUCAAGCUAAUGAAUAUUUUUAAAAACUGAGGGUAUUGUCUGAGAAUUUCCAUAAAUUUUUAUAACAAAAAACAAAGAAAAGAAAAGAAAAAAAUAUCACUUAAUUAAAUAUAAAUUUUUAGAGCUUGAAUUUAUACCAUUUUCUACUUUUCACAUUAGUGUAAUUUACCAUUUAAAAAUUUUGAGAUCCUUAUAGUCUACCUCCCGUCAUAAAUUAUUUAAUUAAAGAGGAGUAAAAACCGACGAUCAAUUGUACGAUCAUUAAAUACAUAAAAUUAAAAUAACAAAUUAUUUAAAGUAAAACGGUUUGACCGUUUAGUGCCAGAACUUUUUUCUAAAUUAACUCCAAGUGUAAGAUUUUUUAAAAUUCCAUAUUUAUUUGUCUUCUCAAACUGAUAAUAAUUCCUCGUGAGAUGAUGAAGAAAAAGUAAUGAAACAAUCGUUUUGUAAUUUAUUGAUACUAAUAUUAAGACAAUGAGUUUUAUCAACACUCAUUUAAAUUAAAAUCCUUCGAUAGCAGCAACUAUUUGUAAUUAAACUGAAUGCUUUAUUAGUUAACUAGGAUACAUUUAUAUUUAAAUAAAAUAAUAAAAGAAGAGAGUAAGUUUAGAUUAUAACAGGGUAGAUAUUUGUAAUGGUGAUAAUAGUAAUGGAAUAUUUUUUUAGUAAAAAAAUAAAUGUAAAAAAAAGACACUUAAUGAGCUCAUAAAUAAUUUAUGUUUUUUAUUUAAAAAAUGAGCUCUGAUAAUUAUUACUAUGAACUGAACAUUCCGUUUUGUAUAAUAGCGUAAACUGUAAGUUUAUAAAUAAAUACAUUUAAUAAUUAUUUAAAAAAUUAGGAUAUCAAUCGUAAAUAGUGUCAAUAUUAAAAUACUUAAAAAUUUAAUGACAACUCAUUAGAUUUUUAACUACAGUUUGUCUCAGGAUUUAAAAAAAACUUACGCUCAAUAAAAUGAGCGACUGGUUUAUAAAUAUGUAGAUAGAAAGGUAAAUAAUAAAAUACUCGUACGACAAUAUAAAAAUUAAGUUUAAAUAUUUAAAGUGUCAAGGACUAAGGAACAAAAAAAUUUCUUUUGUCAAAAAAAUGAUUUUCUUUAAAUUAUUUAUAAAAGCUUGCGAAAAAAAAUUUUUACCGGCUUCGUACGAUACUAGACUAUAAAUAUAUAAAUAUUAGAGUGCUUACUUCUGAAAAAAUAAAUAUAUAAAUAUAACAAAUAUAAUUUUUCAUGAAGUCCUGUAGAAAACGAGCUAUUUAAAAAUUACACAGAAAAAAAUCAUUUUUUGGCGCGAAAAUUUUUACUCAAGAAAAUUUUUUCGGGCGAGAAAAAAAUUUUAUAGACAGGAAAUUUUUUCUAGACCUUAGAAAAUUUUUUUUUUCAUUUUCUGAUGCAGAAUUUUGCUUGCGCUAAGAAAUAUUUUUUUUCUGUGUACUUGUCAAUAAAAAAAAUAUUUAAAAAGCGUUAGUGCUAUCAUAUUAAAUAUCCUGAUGGGCUCAUUAAUAAAUUAAUUAAUUAAUUAAUUUAUGAGCCUUGUAAAUCAUACGCUUAGCUUUGUGGUGUAGUUUAUUAAAUGCCAACUUAGAUAUAUAAUUAAUAAUGUCAAUAAUAAAACAUCUUUACAGUCUGUCUGAUUAUUUUCGCUACUAAAAGUAUAUAUAAUAUUACUAUAUAUAUAUUAUAUAAAUAAAAGACAGUGGAAUAAUAAAAUAAAAACGCUCAUACUCGACAGAGAGUGCAAAUUAGAUGAUAAUUUAUCUAUAAUUAUAUUAUUUAAUUAAUAAAGUUAUUUAUAAUUUAUGGGUUGUAAUAAAUGAGGUGUGAUAAGAAAAGAACAAAAGUAAUUAAUGUAACAUGUCAAUCGAAUGUUAUUAGUUUUUUAAAAUAACAAUCGAUAACACAAAUUUAUUUUUAUCAAUUUUUUUAUUUAUAAUUCAUGUCAUUAUUUAAAUAUAUCACGUUUCUAAUUCCAAAAGCUCUUAUAUUUUUAUUUUACCUCUGGCUUUAGUGAACUUCCUUGACCCUAAAGGGCGUAUAAUUUUUUUUUAUUACAAAUCGUUUUGGAGACAUUUUAAAAUUCAAAAUUUAAAAUAAAUUUUACCGCCAAAAGGGCAUCAAAUUUAAAUCACGCGCCCUUUAGGAUUUUUAAACUUUUUGAUUGGCAAUAAAAAAAAAAUUAUGAGCCCUUUUGGCUUUAGGAAGAUCCCGGAAGUCAAAAGGGCAAAUAAAAAUAUGUUCUUUUGGAAUUAGUAACGCGAUAUAUGUUUUUUUUUUACAUUAUCUCUCUAAUCUAACAGUUUUUAUACAAGGUUUACCGUAACGUCGCUGAGCUUCAUUGAUAAAAGCAUUUUCCAUUUGACGUACGAUUUCAUUGAAGACUAAAUUUGACAAAUGUGAAUGUAAUAUUGAUUUAAAUUCAAACGAUAACGAAAAA
Microplitis mediator is the source of this 5049-nucleotide messenger RNA. It is a transcript of the gene Hsepi, whose product is annotated as D-glucuronyl C5-epimerase B. Gene Ontology annotation, biological process: heparan sulfate proteoglycan biosynthetic process. Gene Ontology annotation, cellular component: Golgi apparatus. The record is from RefSeq and is a predicted model, not a curated record. Lineage: Eukaryota; Metazoa; Arthropoda; Insecta; Hymenoptera; Braconidae. Gene Ontology annotation, molecular function: heparosan-N-sulfate-glucuronate 5-epimerase activity. The coding region runs from base 231 to 1946 and encodes 571 amino acids. The transcript is spliced from 4 exons.